Messenger RNA from Ostrinia nubilalis (European corn borer), 3604 nucleotides. RefSeq lists its product as uncharacterized. NCBI's taxonomy places the organism in Eukaryota, Metazoa, Arthropoda, Insecta, Lepidoptera, Crambidae. Gene Ontology annotation, molecular function: serine hydrolase activity. The transcript has 8 exons. The coding region runs from base 282 to 1247 and encodes 321 amino acids. The record is from RefSeq and is a predicted model, not a curated record.
UGUUCACGCGAGAGCUGCGUGUUUUUUGUUGGGGGGUGUCGGAACUUCAUAAUUCAAUAAUUGUAUUUUUUGCAGAAGGUACUGAACUUCUGAUAGUGAUUUUUCAAAGAACUAAACUGUAUCUAAUUGAAUGUUAACUUGAUCAUUUAUUCCACUGGAUAAAUUCCGGAUAAUCGUGUUAAAUUAGUGAAAGAGUGCCAACUGAUUGCACGCACAGUUAAAAUUACUGCAAUUGCUCUAUUUGUGACUAUUUGAGGGUUGGAAAAUCAUAACGUAACAAGAUGGGUGUUUUCCGGACUGCAAUGUCAAUGGCUGCUCAUAGUGGGAAAAUGGGACUGAAAAGCAAAGGAACUUCUUUCCGCCCGCUGCUGACGUGCGCACCCGUGGCGAUGGUCAGCUUCGACCGCAACGCGCACACGCAGGACCUCACCAAGAACAUCCAGUACAUCAGCAACGACAAGCUCAAACUGACCGCCGACCCUGCCACCAUGAAGUUGGACAAGCAACGGAACAAGCCGGUCUGCGUGAUGAUUAACUGGCUUCUAGCGCGGCAGAAGCACGUCAUGAAGUACGCUACGCUAUACUUGGAGCAGGGCUUCGACGUGGUCUCCGUGUCCUGUACGCCGUGGCAGCUCAUGUGGCCGCAGAAGGGAUCGCAGCUGGUUGCAGAGGACUUGAUCAAGUUCAUGGCAGCGAACGAAAACGACCAGCCGAUGGUGAUCCACGGUUUCUCCGUCGGCGGGUACAUGAUGGGCGAGGUCUUCGUGCACGUCAUGAGGAAUAAGGCUCUCUAUCAACCCGUCCUGGACCGCGUGUCGGCCCAGAUAUGGGACUCCGCGGCGGAUAUCAGCGAGCUGACCAUAGGUGUCCCGGCUGCUGUCUUCCCGAAGAACAAGAUUAUGCAGAAGACGCUCCGAGCGUAUAUGGAGUACCACCUGAGGACUUUCCACGACGCGGCCACCACACACUACAUUCGCUCGUCGCAGAUGUUCCACAGCACGCUGUGUCAUGCGCCCGCGCUGUUCCUGCUGUCCCGUAGCGACCCCGUAGGCGCUGAGAACAGCAAUCGCAGCGUGCAUGAUAGCUGGGUCAACCUGGGCGUUAAGUGCACAUGGAAAUGCUGGGACCGUUCACCCCACGUCCAACACUACAACUACCACAAGAAGGAAUACGUGGAAGCCCUUUACAACCAUCUCCACGCCUACGGUCUACUCUCGCAGCCGGAGAAGAUGCGCCAGAGGUUAUAAUAACACUGCCUUGAAGCUACGUAAUGUAGUAUAGAAGCCGUACACCCGCGGAGUUUAUUAUGAAUCUUAGCAACCGAUUGCUAAUAGGGAAUAUGCAAGGUUUUUUUACACGUUUCAGUAGCUUGGCAUUAUCAAAUCAAUCAGUGCUUUUCUAUAACAAAAAUUUCAAAAGAGAUCUCAUGACGUCAUUGGUCAUGUUAGAACGACACGCAGAGUGUCACAAGUUACUAUGGGCGGGUGACAUUUGACGUCACGCUCAGCUAUUUCAAACACUUGUAACUUUUUUGUUUCUAGUCCGAUUUCAAUACUAGUUUUUCAGAAAUUCUAUGAUUUAACUAAAGUGUUUAUUUAUACAUAAUUUAUUAACUUUUAAAAUCGAUGCAUAUUCCCUAUUGAAUGCAACGCGUAUGCUACGCCAAUCAAUUAUAGAUGGCGCUAGUUUUCAUACAUUUUUCGCAGUCACAUGCUAAGAUUCGUAAUAACCCCGCCGUAUUCCUAAGUUUCUCUAUGGUUUGCUUAGCGUAAGAAUCCUCAAGGAAAUCUUUGUAUUCUUAUACGAAAGUUAAUGGAAGAAAAGGUUGACCUUUCCUUGUGAUUGUGAUUAUCAGUUUUGUGUGGUGUGCACUAAGGAUUAUUUUUGAACAAAGUAAUAUUUUUGAUGCGGGGUUUCUGGAUAUAAUGGAACAUAAACUGCCCCGUCGCAUUCGAAAGGUUCUGAGACUCUCACAAGAGUUGAUCUGUCAAAAUUAUUUGAAUUUUAAGUUGAGAGCCUAAUCUUGAGAGUUUAUUGGAUGAAAUCGAGGCAAUGUUUCAGAAUAUGGGUUUAUGAUGAACCUCCAACUGUUCAAAAAACAAUGAAAACCUACUUGAUGGAAAAAUAUGUUGCAUAAACAAUGGCUGCGAAAUCAAUUCGAUUUGCCAGUUGAGCAAAGCUUGCUUUUAAAUAACGAACAAAAGAUAUCGAAACCAAAAUUACCCAAAUUAUAAUGUUUGUGUGGCUAAUCGAGUAACUUUAUAUUUUUAUGGAGCUAAACGUUGUGUUCCAUCAGUGUACUCUCUUAAAACAGCCAUGGUAAUAUUUCUUCUCUAGUAAUAUUGCUUAUGACGUCGACUUUCAAUAUCGCUGCUAGCGAAUUUUUAUUGAAUGCUAAAGCGAUAAAAUGUAUAACUCGAGAAAACAAAUACAUUCGAAGUUAUACCGUUGGGAAUAAUUAUGCAAUAUUACUAACAUAAUAAAACUAGAAAAACUUUAUUCUGAACAUUAGUAAUAAACAGUUUAGAAAACUAUUUUUAAAAUUUGGCACUUAUUAAGAUUUUUAUUACGGACGCAGACUUAUAAACGAGAGAUCGUAGUUGAUUUGAUGUGACUGAAAAUAAGGUGUCUUAAAUAUGGCAGGUAAAUUUAAAAUUAUAUUGUUUCUUAUAUUUUGGGAGGAAAUUGUAUUAUUUGUCACUAGUGCAGCAGCAUUAGUCUUAUAGUUCCUAUUUUGGAUUUUAUAGAAAACAAAUUCUUAUGGCAUGCAUCGUCACUUCGUCACUGAGCGUGCCUCAUAAAAUUAAUAUUAUGGGACUGCGCAAACGUAGAAACUUUUCCACGCCAUCAUAGGGAACCGAGUUAUAUGGUGUCAAGUGGAAGCAACUACGGGGUUACUCCGAAAAACGUUAUCCGAAGUUUCGAAUGUUGCUAUCCCUCUCACGCAAAGCGAGAUGCCAGUAUGAGUGACAGUGACAAAUAGACCCGAAACUACGAAGCACUGCUGGACACAAAAAAUGUCAACGUCUGUUGAUUAUAUGAAAAUGAAAUAUUCACUAUUAGCUUGUAUAUCACAAGACACAAGUGUCUAUUUGCGCAGCCUCUAUCAAUUCGUGGAACUAAAAUACAUUAUGUAAAUUCAACCUAUUUACUUAUUAUUUGUAACGAUUUACAAGACAAUGAGCAUUGUUAUUUAAAUUAUAUUUCACUGCACGUGUAUUUGUGUCGGUUUAGAUGCAAUAAGAAUAAAUUAAGACUUGAUUAGAAUUAGCCGCACUUUAUUUAGUCAAAAUUUUUAAAACUGCCCUUGGCGUUUUUUCUAACUUUUGUUUUAUUUGGCAUCGUAUUAAGGAAUUGAUAAAUUAAUGCAAACAUUAUUCUACACAAAUAAGCACACUAGACUUCACAUUUGAUCUUAAUAUCGCUCUUAUUUUUAGCGAAAUAAGAUCUACUCUUAAGUGCAACUUUUAGGCUUGAUAUUAUGUGUGAGUGAGAAAAUGUAGGUAAGGCAGCGGUUUGUAUAUUUUUUAUGAUAAAUUGAAAAAUCAUGGAAAGGCGCAAAUCAAUAUGGCGGUUGUUUCAAGACAAUGAAUAUUGUACGAAC